Messenger RNA from Malaya genurostris, 1010 nucleotides. It is a transcript of the gene Rab19, whose product is annotated as ras-related protein Rab-43. The transcript is spliced from 4 exons. Lineage: Eukaryota; Metazoa; Arthropoda; Insecta; Diptera; Culicidae. The record is from RefSeq and is a predicted model, not a curated record. Gene Ontology annotation, cellular component: trans-Golgi network. Bases 242 to 901 code for a protein of 219 amino acids. Gene Ontology annotation, molecular function: GTPase activity; GTP binding.
GGAAUGGGAAUUGGUUAGCUGUCAUUUUUCAUCAUAUUUAUAUAGUAACAUAAUUUCUGAAGAAAACAACAGAUGUGCAAUCUGGAUCGAAAAGUGUCGUAAGAGUGGAUUACACAAAAAAGUUGUUCUUCGGACAUUAGUAUCGUAAUUGUUAAACAGGACUGAUUGGGCGAAGAAAUUCAAAAGAAUUGGUGAAAUCGAUAUACGUUGUUGGAUUGCAUUUUGAUGACACCUGUCUGAGAUGUCAGCACGCAAUCCAACUACGCUGAUGUCUAUCAGCAACGAAGAAAGUUUUGAUUUCCUGUUCAAAAUCGUUCUGAUAGGGGAUUGCGGGACAGGUAAAACUUGCAUUGUACAACGCUUCAAAUCCGGUAACUUCAUCGAAAGCCAUGGGAAUACCAUUGGAGUUGAUUUUUCAAUGAAAGCAGUUACCGUGGACGGGAAGAAAGUGAAGCUUCAAAUUUGGGAUACAGCCGGACAAGAACGCUUCAGGACUAUAACUCAAAGUUACUAUCGGUCAGCAAAUGGAGUAAUAAUAGUAUACGACAUUACCAAACGAUCAUCCUUCCUCAAUCUGCAGCGAUGGAUCGAUGAAGUUCGUCGUUAUACAGCUUCCAACGUGAUGAUUUUCGUGAUAGGAAACAAGUGUGACUUGGACGCCAUACGAGAGGUGGAGUUUGCCGAAGCGCAAACCAUGUGCCAAUAUAUACCAGAGAUUAUGUUUGUUAUGGAAACAUCUGCCAAGGACAACAGAAACAUAGAAGAUGCCUUUAUGACAUUGGCCACCGAGCUCAAGAGGCGACAUGACAAUAUCACUUCAGAUGAUGAUAUUGAAGGUAUAACAUUGGGACAGAGCAUGUCACUUUCGGUUAGUAACUGUAGUAUGUGUAGUAGGACGUGAACUGGCUAUGGAAUUGGGUAAAAAAUCAUUUUACUAAUGCUGGAGAUGAGCAUCUAACAUUAGUUCCACAGCUAUGUGUAAAUAUAACAUAUAUUUAGGUUGACUCAUA